This is a messenger RNA of Cucurbita moschata (crookneck pumpkin), 830 nucleotides long. RefSeq lists its product as uncharacterized. The transcript has 6 exons. NCBI's taxonomy places the organism in Eukaryota, Viridiplantae, Streptophyta, Magnoliopsida, Cucurbitales, Cucurbitaceae. The record is from RefSeq and is a predicted model, not a curated record. Bases 95 to 562 code for a protein of 155 amino acids.
UUGUCUGUUCCACUCAUAACUCAAAACCUAAGACUAAACCGGAGAAUUUGCUGCGGAACCAAACGAAAAUCUUCCGAGCCAGUUUCAAUCCACUAUGGGCACAAGAGAGGUCUACGAACAGAAGCUAAGAAGGGGCAAUCUCUACCAUGAACCCACCAUGAAUCCAGGCCUCGGAUCCCCUCGUUGCCCUCGCUGUUUCUCUCUUCUUCAACCCGAUCCUGAUACAAGUGAAUGGGCCAUAAAUCCUGUUCUCCAUAGUACCACCGCAGUGGCAGGAUCAGGUCUUGGUGGGUUGCUUAGUGCAGUUCAUGCUUUCAAUACGGGGAUCCCACACCUUCAAAAUCAUGUCAAGGGACCAAAGUGGCUUCCCUUUGUAAUUGGGGUGCCUGUCCUGUUAUUGUGUUCUGGUGCCGGUGCUGCAUUUGGAGGUUUUGCUCUUCCAAGAUUUACUCAACUCACUGUAACAUCCUACUAUGCCACCUCCAGUGCUUCCCAUUAUGGAGUUUCGCUUCUCACUCGAAGAAUUGAAGACAAUCACACGGCUCGAACUCGGGUUCAAUGAUUUUCACAGGUCACAUAAUUUCAAGUAAGCAAUCUCCUUUCCUUUUCCCUUUUUUCUGCUGGAAAUUUUGCAAAAUCAUGUUUUUCUGUAGAUUUAGAACGUCUGAUUUGUGCUUGCUUUUGGUAAGACACCUUAUCAUAUAUGUAAAUUGCAGAGAGUAUCCGUUUAGAUACAUAAUGUGCAAAUAAUCAUAACGUUAUUGAUUACAGUUGUGCGACUUCCAGCCAUCAAGGCUGUUGAGAAUUUUGUAUAAUGUUAUUGACGAUCA